Molecule: messenger RNA, 2310 nt
Organism: Cloeon dipterum
Lineage: Eukaryota; Metazoa; Arthropoda; Insecta; Ephemeroptera; Baetidae
Product: suppressor APC domain-containing protein 2
Exons: 7
Coding region: 785-1987 (400 amino acids)
Source: RefSeq, a predicted model, not a curated record
GUCGCAUAUAUACGCAGUCAUAUAAUUAUUAAAUGAAUUGUGUGUAGUGAACUUUCAGCUAAAUUGCAUUUUAAUAGCGGAAAGAGGCGUGAGAAACGGUUUUACGAGUGGAAUGCGACUGUUCUCAUUAUCAAGUUAACGAGUGACAAAAUUUAUGUAAAGAAAGUCGAAUUUCCUGGAGAUUCAAACGCCAGCAAUGGAAUGUGGGACAGUCUGUGAAUGAGGAUAAACAGAAGCUCGCAUGAUUGCGUGAGGUGAAAAGAUCCGACUUCUGGCUUGUGGGUUCAUUUUCCCGCGGGUCAAAACAACCUCGCAGUAAAAUUGUUCUUAAAUGUACUACGUGAGCACGAAUAAUCAGUUUCGUUUCUGGAGCGGCGUUGUUCGUUUUUCGUAAAUUGAUAGACGAACAAAAAAAGGUCGGGAGCACAGAGAAUUCGGUUAGGCCCGUUCAAGGUGGGAGGGUUCACGGUACGGUUGGCAGCGAAGCCGGAGGUUGUCGUGCCGACAGGUGGUACUACUAUCUACACAGCGUUCUCCGGACCCAACCUUGGGAGGCUGUCAUCUGCUAAAAACGUUGAGCAUCUUAUCGACGUAACGGCCAGGGACAGGAAGGAACCGCCGCAACGGGCUCAGGGUGAACUGGAGCAGAGAAAUAGCCGGGUGAGCAGCCCUCGAGCGCCCUGAGAGCGCUUGUGGCUCGCCAGACCUGACCUGGGCUCCGUCGGGUGACGACAGGUGUUUGUCGUUGGACUAGAAAACAACCCUUUGGUAGCGGCCGACGACGAUGUCUGGGGGACCUUUGGAAGGGUUGCCCAAGCAGUUCGUUCACGCGAUGCGCACUCUUUUCGACAUUAUGGACGACAAGAGAACUGGAUUUGUGCGAUUCUCGGAAAUCGAAAACCGUUGGCGCGACGAUGGCACCAAGGGAUUGCCGAAAGGUGUCAUUGAGAGCCUCCGCAAAGUGACUCCGCCUAAUGGCCUGCUCUCGUUCGAGCGCUUCUGCACCGGCCUCAAAAUAUGCCUGCUCAAAAACCAGAAGGUGGAGGGAAAAUUGGGCGAGGAGCAGUCGACGCGGCCCUCGAGGCCGCCCUCGGCGCCGUUGCUGGACGUCGAGCCAAAAAGCCCGAAGAAGUCAACGCCGCCGUGGCACCAGCGGCAAAACUACGCCCAACGCACGGUCAGCAUGCCCCAACUCGUGCCGAAGGACAACAAAGAUGAGCCGCCCGCGCCCAAGCCGGUCACCCAGGGGCCGCCGAAGCCGCCCCGGCUCAGUCUGGGCACAAACCCCGCACCUGGCGCCAUUGAGAGGGGCAUAGACAAACUGGAGAUCAGGACAGCACUGCAGAAUUGGCAAAUGGGAAUUAUGCAAGCGGACAACAACAAAAAAAAUACGAUUAUAAAUGGUUACUCGUCGCUGGGUAGAAAUGUUGGCAGGAGUUUGGGCGAUGGAAAACCUUCAGGCCAAGUGGAAACCGCAUUGCAAACGCACAAAAAACCCGGUGGCAGAAGACGAGACCCAAGGAGACACACCUUACAAAGUGGCAUCGAUUACAAUAUGUUGCGUCGGAUGAAACAAUUGGAGCAAGAAAAAGAGGUGCUGUUGCAAGGACUGCAGGCAGUCGAGAGGGCGCGAGAUUGGUACGUGACACAACUAGCCACUCUCAACGAAAAAAUGCACUUCCUUGGUCGAGAUUCUACUUAUCAUUCGGAUCAGUGGUCAGAGGCGCAAAUGGAAAGGCUUGGAAUGCAAAGGGCCAGGGUGCAAGAAGUGAACCGGCAGCUCGCCGCCCUUACCGACCCUUCGGUGCCGCUGCACAUGAACCUGGCAGUCGGAACCGCCACUGAAAGUUACAUUUCGCGGCUGAAGCAGCAAAACCAUCUUUUGACUGAUGAGGUGCAUAAGAAGAGCGAACACAUCACUGCGUUGGAACGAGAGAAGGCAUCCCUUAUUCGGGAACUUUUCCAGGCUCGGGCGCAACAAGAGUAAGGAAGUACUUAUCAAAGUAGUUUGAUCUCUUUUUCGAGCUUAUGCUGCUUUCAUUAAGAUUAAAAACAAUGGAAUAAGUGCUGCCACCAUUUAUGAUCUCUCACGCAUAAAAGGUAUCUUGUCCAAAUUUUCCAGUCAUCGAGAUAUUUGUGUGACAAAAAUGUUUCGUUUUUAUUUGCUCCAAUUUUUGUUUUUAUGGAAUAUGACAAUAUUAUUAUCUUGGUGCUAACCACAAUUAAUUAUCAAGACGCUUUGUUGUUUGUGAAAUUUGCUUUUAUUCGAGACAUGUUUAACGCUAAAUAAAACAAGACUAACUAUGCAAA